AUCAUGGCGAAGCGAAAUUGACCAGCGCGGGAAAUGGACUCACGGUCAGCCAGGAAAAAUCCGCCAUCUUGAAAAACGUGUUUGUAAUAUCUGUGGCUUUUAUGUUUCUCUUCACAAGUUACAACUCCAUGUCCUUCUUACAGUCCUCCAUCAACAAGGUGGAGGGCACGGCCUCCCUCACCGUCCUCUACGCCGCCUUCAUAUUCUCGUGCUGUUUCCUUCCCUCGUGGAUGAUCAGGCGGCUGGACGAGAAGUACACGAUGGCGGCCUGCAUGCUAUGCUACUCGACCUACAUGGCGGCGCAGUUCUACCCCAGGAUCUACCGGUCCCACGGCGGUGGUGGUCGGCUCGGCGCGCGCCAUGUGGUCCGCCAAGUGACCUACCCAAGUAUUAAGAUAUACAGGGUACCACUACCUCCUGUGUAUUUCGUCAACGUGUGGUUCAAACGUCAUGAAGCUUGUCUAAGUGUUACUCCUCCAUUUGUUUCAGCGAAUGAUGCUGUCUUUACUGUUAUCCACUGGUUGUGGUCUGAAAAACUAGUUAAAUUCUUGUUGCCCGGAUCUGUGUUUUGUGUAACAGUCAUGCUAAGGAGUUGGCUGAACAUCAAAGCGUCAGAGAGCGAAGUGGUCAUCACGGUGUGGGGCAACGUCAUCUCUUCUACAGUGCUGUCAGUAGGAGUUGAAAAGAACAAGACUGCCGAGGAGCUUCUCACCUGCGGCUACAACUUCUGCCUCGAUCAACAGUACGAGGAAUCCCCCAGCAACGCCACCGUCAGCACGGACAGUCGCGAAGAUGGUCCUGCUCUGUGGAAGAUCUACACCAUGGCCUCAAUCUACCUCGCCUGUGCACUCCUCGCCGCCGUCAUUACCGUCUUCUUUGUGGAUCCGCUGAGCAGAUUUUUGAAGGAAUCCCCAGCCAGCCAGGAAAAGAGUGGCCUCGUGCUCGUUGCUGCCACCUUUAACCAAUUGCGCCAUCCAUACCAGUUGCUGAUCAUUCCUCUGACGAUAUGGUCGGGCGUGGAACAGGCUUUCCUCGGCGCAGAUUACACGGCGGCUUUCGUAUCCUGUGGUCUAGGCGUACACAUGGUCGGUUACGUCACCAUUUGCUACGGAGUUUGUGACGCCAUCUGCUCCGUUGGAUUCAGCCCCAUCGUCCGGAAGUACGGUCGUGUCCCCGUCUUCAGCCUCGGUUUCCUCAUUAACCUGGGGCUGAACAUCACUCUUACGUACUGGACGCCGAAAACCGAUGAUUUGGUCGUGUUCUUCGUCAUAUCAGGUCUCUGGGGCGUCGCUGAUGCAGUGUGGCAGACGCAGAUCAACACCCUCUACGGCGUGAUCUUCCCCGGCGAGUCCGAAGCAGCGUUCAGCAACUACCGCCUGUGGGAAUCGACGGGCUUCAUCAUCGCCUACGCCUGCAGCACCGUCCUUUGCGUCAGCUCGAAGAUCGUGGUCCUCAACGUGUUCCUCCUGCUGGGGAUCGUGGGAUACUACGCCAUCGAGGUCCUGGAGAAGCGGGGAGGACUCGAGAAGGACAAAGACGGGAAAGUGGUUGUUCUCGAUCGGCUGUUGCUUCGCCUGUUAAAGAAGAGGGCGAGUGUGUAGGCCUGCCUGUGGGUUUUGUUAAUGCUGUUGUUUUGUUAUAUGGACGAAUCUGUUUAUUGUUAUUAUUAUUAUUAUUAUUAUUAUUAUUAUUAUUAUUAUUAUUAUUAUUAUUAUUAUUACUAUUAUUAUAUGAAUUAAUCUGUUUAUUGUUAUUAUUACUAUUAUUAUUAUUAUUGUUAUUACAUAUGAAUGAAGCAAUGACCUAUUUAUUCUUAGGGAUGACAGAAUCUGUUUUUAGCUAUGAAUGGAUGAAACUGAGUCAAUGGAAGAAGAACGAAGCAAGAAGAGAGUGAAGGCAGAGUGAAUGACAUUGGUUUACAGUGAAUGAGCCAAAGGCAAUGGGAAUGAAAGGUUGAGCGAUAUUAGACAUUUGUUAAGGGCGAAAGAACUUACAAUUGUGAAUGACUUUCGUUACACAGAUGUAUAUAUUUUUUCUAGGUUUCGUACUGAAACAUUUCCAGUAACUCUUGGAACUUGGGCGAUGUUCAGUGACGGCCAUGUGUAUAAAUGUAAAUAAAGUUUUUUCGGCCAUG
Penaeus monodon (black tiger shrimp) is the source of this 2134-nucleotide messenger RNA. Its product is annotated as UNC93-like protein. Gene Ontology annotation, cellular component: plasma membrane; striated muscle dense body. Gene Ontology annotation, molecular function: potassium channel regulator activity. Gene Ontology annotation, biological process: regulation of potassium ion transport; regulation of muscle contraction. NCBI's taxonomy places the organism in Eukaryota, Metazoa, Arthropoda, Malacostraca, Decapoda, Penaeidae. The record is from RefSeq and is a predicted model, not a curated record.